Molecule: messenger RNA, 3464 nt
Organism: Mizuhopecten yessoensis (Yesso scallop)
Lineage: Eukaryota; Metazoa; Mollusca; Bivalvia; Pectinida; Pectinidae
Exons: 9
Coding region: 54-1724 (556 amino acids)
Biological process (GO): mRNA export from nucleus
Cellular component (GO): nucleus
Molecular function (GO): mRNA binding
Source: RefSeq, a predicted model, not a curated record
GUUGAAAAAUUACUGCCUGGCUUGUGUUGUUUCUGCAUCCCACGUUUGACAUCAUGGACGUGUCGUUAGAAGAUUAUAUCGGCGACCACAGCGUCAAUUUUCAAGUUCAAAUCAGUAAUCCCAAUGCACUGGCAGUUAGAGGCCAGGGAGGUGGUCGUGGUCAGAGAGGAGGGCGUGGCAGAGGUCAGGGAGGAGGGCGUGGCCGUGGUCAGGGAGGAGGGCGUGGCAGAGGUAUGGGUCGAGGAGGACUCCAGCAGCGUGGUGGAAUAUUCACAUCAAAAACACAGAGAAACCAAAACCAAGGACAAUUUAUUGAAGCCACCAAACCCUUAUCAGUGACAGUAAAUAAUAACUUUGAUGCCAGAGACACAAUUGCAAAGAAAAAGAGACCAUUGGAUGCUAGAAGUAAACUGGCUGCCAAGGCCAAACUCAGUGAUGCUAGAACGAAAAUUAUUAAUUUGAAAGGUAACAGAGGUGGCAUGGUAAACAAAGGACAAUCUAAUAAAGGGUCGGAUGCAAGGGCCAUGAUCCUAGCUAGAAAGAAAGCGAAACAAAUCAUGCCUCCAGGCAACGGAACUGGUGUUGGUGCUGUUCAAUCCUCUUCUAGCAAUCUUUUCCGAACAGUGAAUCAGGAUGUUAUGUCAGGAAAUUUCCAGAUUACAAGAAAGGUGCCUGGGAACCAGACUGGCGUACAGAUUUCCGGUGACAGCGUUCUCGUCACCCGCACUCUACAUGGCUCACAGUAUUCUGAGUCUACAAACGGUCCUCUCUUCACCAAGACAAUCAACAACCAGCAGCCAAGUGUGAGAGGGCCAGUGAUACAACUCCAAAACGAAAUGUUCCAGGCCCACCCACGCUCACAGCCCAUGUACAGUCAGGCCCUUACAUACGGCCAGGAGGAGGAAGAAGACCCGUGGGCGCUUGUUAGUGGCUAUCCUAGUGAGAAAACAUUGACAGUGAAAAUGCCACAGGGUCACGCUCAAUUUACCAGAUACCCACAACAGAAAUUUCAAAUGAACAAGAUUACGUUUGGUGGUGAAAGAACAGUACCUCCGACACCAAUAUCACCACCAACAGCCAUUAAACGGAAAGCCGUCAGAGAUACAAUGUCGCUGAUGACUGGUAAACAAUUACGUCUCGGCAGUGCAGCUCCACCGGCAAAACAGACACGACCUAUCACAGCUGUAUCGCGAUCUGCCCCCAAAGUUGUCAAGCAAACAAAAGUGAUGAAACCAGCUCCUGCACCAGUUGUAGUAGAAGAGGAGGAAGAUCCCGACAUGGUACUAAGUCCACUCCAAGGUCACAGAAUCCUGAUCUCAAACCUGCAUGUAAUUGUCUCCCAAGACGACAUCAUUGAGCUGUUUGGUGCCAUUGGUCCGAUGAAGCGAGCACGACUGGUCAAGCCCGGUACGGCCGAGGUUGUGUACGUCCAGAGGGAGGAUGCUCUUAAGGCCGCCCAGAAAUACCACAACAGAGAGCUGGAUGGUCAGUCCAUGCAAGUGAAGCUCAUAACACCUGCCAAAGCACCAGUCAAACAGGUCACAGAGGUCAUGACCUCACCGCCUCCGCCGGCCAAGGAAAAGGGAGGCCCCCUCAAACUUGGACAGAACAUUAAGAAGAAUCCAGGAGCGGGGAGCGUCGAUCUGUCCACAUUGCACCAGGCGUUAUUUAAAACGCAACCUAGCAAACAGAUCAAACCAGUCACAUUCACUGUCAAAAUCUAGGGCUCAUUUGUGUGUUUGUAGGGUCAUUUUCAUUAACCCUUUCACCACUGCGGAUCAUAAUGGACUCAUCCAGAUAAAUGUAUCGUAGAGUCAACUUAAGUUACCUAGGGGUGAAAGGGUUCAUUACAUGCGUAUCACCUGUUUGUCUUUGUCCCGUGUACCUGGCGUGGUAAGACAACUCUUGUUCACACUCCGAAAUGCCACGCACAGAAAUCAGACUCGGAAAGUUGAACUUUGAGAAACAGACUCUGUAAGUCAAACUUUUGAGAAUAAUACUCGGAAAGUAAUGUGGGAGAGGUCAUCAUGCUCAGAAGAAUAUCAUACUUGUACAAUUUGAACGUACUUCAAAGAAACGGAAACACAGAUUCAUGUUCAUAUCAUCAGGUACCAAUGAAUUCAUGUGAUUUAUUAUUGAAUUUGAAUUGUUUUUUUCUUUUAUUGAAUUUACAUGUGUAUUCAUAUAUAUUAGUAGUUGUAGAAUUUGACUCUGAAACUGUAAAGAGUACUAUUUGUUUGUUCACUAUUUUGUGGCUUGACACAAAAAUGUUAAUUUGAUGGAUUACUUCUUCACAGCUUUAUUAUGUACAUGUAAUACCGUUAUGCCGAACUCUAAAAAUUGUCAGAAUUGAGGAAUAUUUUGAUGAAAAAUAGUAGCUUUAUCAUAGGAUUCCAAAAUACAGAAAAUUAUUUGAAAACUUGCUUUCCAUGUUUUGAUAUAAGUGAAGUAAGAAUCGACUUUUUUCAUAUUUUAGGAAUGCUAUCGAUUCAUCCAGAACAUGUUAUUUUUGAAGCCAUUUUACAUUGGCUGCUUAAUACAUGGUCAUACUUUCAUCUUUAACAGUAAUUGGGCAAAUUCAAUGAUUUAUGUUAUAGUUUACUCUCAAUUUCAAGAAUGUCCCUUGAACAAUCAUGAGUAUUAAUGAAGAGGAACUGUUAUUCAAGAAUACCGGUUCUUAAUUUGUUAUUGUAAUUUGUUCAUGGUCUUAUAUUAUUAUUAAUGUGCAAACCGAUAACAAUAUGAAUUAGGUGAAAGCAACAAAAAAACCCAAUGAAUAUUAGUUCAUCUGGCCUACAGUGUGUAGUAAGUUUAUGCUUUGGCGCCUCCUUCUGUCUAUCUGCUGCCUAGUUCUUUGUUAUCGGGGCUGAAAGGUUUGCCCUGCUGGGGACGGAAGAGCAGGGCCCAAUAGGGGAAGUAGUGGUUAAAUAGUUCAUCUUUGAAAGACUACUCUUCAUAUACAGUUGAAAGAAUUUUGACCAUAUUAAACAUUUACACACUGGUGUAGCUCCUUUGGCUAGGUAUAUCUGUAGUGUCUAAAAGGGGAUAUAGGGUUUAAAGUUGUAAAGACAACCUCUUAAGCAGAAGUGAAGGGAUUUUUACCCAAUUAAGCAGCGAACAUCCCUGGGAAAAAGAAAAUUUGAUAUUGUAUGAAUGAAGGGUGUGGUGCUAUGAGGGAAGAGGACUUUAAAAACUUCUUAAAUAUUGUUGAAGUGUUAAAAUCUAAACGGUUUGGUAUGGUGCAGCAUGUCUGUAUGAAGAAGUUUCAGUGUUGAAUAAAUGAGGGGUGUUGAUCUCUUUCAAAACAGAAGGAUAAUUCUUGAUCGGAAAAUGGUAGAAUAACUUUGGUUUCUGGACCAUUUGAUAUUGAAGAUAUAGGCUUUCCUUUGAUUGGCUGAGACAUGGGAGAUAAAGCCAUAUGGGCCUCUUGUUUUUGUUGGGUUUUAUUUAAAAGUGUAUCAGAU